Messenger RNA from Fomitiporia mediterranea MF3/22, 3915 nucleotides. Its product is annotated as insulin-degrading enzyme. Lineage: Eukaryota; Fungi; Basidiomycota; Agaricomycetes; Hymenochaetales; Hymenochaetaceae. Gene Ontology annotation, cellular component: cytosol; mitochondrion. The coding region runs from base 136 to 3588 and encodes 1150 amino acids. Gene Ontology annotation, molecular function: metalloendopeptidase activity; metal ion binding. Gene Ontology annotation, biological process: peptide catabolic process. The transcript has 13 exons. The record is from RefSeq and is a predicted model, not a curated record.
GCCACCGCCAGUCUCUACGGGCUUAUGCGCCUUCUUGUCCUUCUGCGCUCAUGUCCCCGACCGACCUUUUAUAGCAUACGUUCGCUAAGGCUUCCCGGUCAUUACGUCCUUCCUUUAGGCGUCAGGCGUACUUAUAUGUCUCUUGUUGAACAUUCAAAACAUUUCCCUUCGCACGCCAUGUCGACGUCCACGAUGCAGGACAUGCAAUUCAACGCAAACGCAAAUGUCUCUUUAGAGGAAGACGAGAAGAACUGGACGAGUGUACCUGCACAAGGCAGCACGCCUGCUUAUCACGUUUAUAGCGUGCCGAUCCAAAAGAGUCCAGCAGACGACCGUGACUACCGUGUUGUGCGCCUUGAAAAUGGACUCCAGGCUGUGUUGGUGCACGAUGCAAAGACGGAUAAGGCUGCUGCAAGUCUGGAUGUUGCUGUCGGGCAUCUUAGCGAUCCCGAUGAUAUUCCCGGUCUAGCUCACUUCUGUGAGCAUCUCUUGUUCAUGGGAACUGAGCAGUUUCCGAAGGAGAACGAGUACUACGAAUACCUCACGAAGAACAGUGGCUAUGCCAAUGCCUUCACCGGCGCCACCAACACCAAUUACUUCUUCUCGGUCGCGUCAAAUGCUUUUGAAGGAGCGUUGGAGCGUUUCUCUGGCUUCUUUCAUUCUCCCCUGUUUUCGCCGUCUUGCACGCUUCGCGAGCUCAACGCAGUCGAUUCGGAGAACAAGAAGAACCUUCAGAGUGAUAUGUGGCGAAUAUUCCAGUUGAACAAGCACCUUACCCGACCCGGUCACCCGUGGAAGAAAUUUGGUACAGGAAACAAAGCCACGCUUACCGAAGCUGCACGGACGCUCAAACCGCGUUCUGGUAAUUUACCUGCGGAUAAACCCUCGAUAAGUGAUCUAGUAAAUGGGAACGGAAGUGUCAGCGCGGUACCUUCACCGAUACCUAGUCGUAUGGCUUCUCCAGCACCUUCAGUAAAUUCAACAAACAGUGAGAACGAUGCUGAUGGAGGCAGCGUCGGAAGGGAGACAAGGCGUCGUCUGAUCGAAUGGUGGAGCAAAGAAUACUGCGCAAGUCGGAUGAGUCUGACGGUCAUUGGGAAGGAAUCUCUUGAUGAGCUUGCUCAUAUGGCUGCGGUGAUGUUCGCGCCAAUUAAAAAUCGUGGACAAGACCCCGCCCCUCUCAUUUUGGAACACCCGUUCGGGAAAGACGAGCGUGGUUCUAUUAUCCACGUCAAGACGAUCAUGGACUUCUACGCAUUUGAAUUGUCGUUCCCUCUGCCUUAUCAAGCUCCUUUCUGGGAUGUGAAACCAGGCAAUUAUCUAUCGCAUUAUGUCGGACAUGAGGGCCCUGGAUCUCUACAUUCAUAUCUUAAGAAUAAAGGCUGGAUUACCGCGCUGGAAGCAGGACCGCAGCGUCUAGGACGUGGAUUUGAGAUGUUCAAGAUAACCGUUCAUCUGACGAAGGAUGGUUUUCAGAACUACCGCGAAGCUCUCAAAGCGUGCUAUAAAUACAUUAAUCUCCUAAGAGACUCUGAGCUGCCUGCAUGGUCACAGAGUGAGAUCCAAGCACUCGCUGCUUUGCAUUUCCGCUUCGAAGAAAAGCAGGCACGCCCAGAGAAUUAUGCAUCACGGAUUUCCGGCAGCAUGAAGCUACCUCUUCCACGUUCUCUCAUACUUAGUGGACCAAAACUGACGUGGGACUGGGAUGAACAGCUUGUACGAGAUACACUUUCUGAGCUGACUGUCGAGAACGGUCGUGUUGUGGUUAUGGCGAAGGAUCACAGUACGAUAGGCAACCAAGGACCUUGGACCGCAGAGCCCUGGUACGGAACGGAGUACACUGUCGAUAGAUUAGACGACGAAAUUACUUCUGCAGCUCGCGCCCCGAAUGACAUCCCUGAAAUUUAUCUGCCCGGACCGAACGAGUUCAUUCCGAGCGACGUUGAUAUUGACAAAUUCGAUGUUCCUAACCCACUUAAGCGACCUUCCCUCGUCCUUUAUACUCCUCUUAUGGAUGUCUGGCACAAGAAAGAUGAUCAGUUCUGGGUCCCUCGAGCGCAUGUAAUGAUAGAAGCGCGAACACCGUUUGCCAACGCCUCUGCACGUGCAUCCGUUAUGACCCGCCUUUAUGCAGAUCUUGUGAAAGAUUCCCUUACGGAAUUCUCAUACGAUGCAAGCCUCGCUGGCCUUGACUACACUUUCGGAUCAACCAUUCUCGGACUAUAUAUUAAUCUCAGUGGUUAUAAUGAUAAACUGCAUGUUCUUGCUCAGCACGUCCUCGAAAAGGCCAAGAGCCUAGAGAUCAGAGAAGACCGAUUGGCCGUCAUGAAGGAAAAAGCCAAGCGGGAGUGGGAGAACUUCUUCCUCGGACAGAGUUGGAACCUGUCUGAGUAUUAUGGGAGAUAUCUCCUUUCGGCUUAUCAAUUUACCUAUACAGAGAAGCUCGCAGAGAUAGAAGGGAUCACCGUUGGGGAACUCCAGGAACACGUCCAGAAACUCCUAUCACAAUUCAAAUACCUAGUUUUAGUUAAUGGAAAUCUUCGGAAGGAGAACGCCACCCGCAUCGCAUCGAUGGCGAAGGACAUUCUCAGUUCUGAACACGUUCCCGAAGAGAACGUUCCUUGCGAGCGCUCGCGUCUCUUGCCUAAACCUUGUAACUAUGUCUGGGAGCUUCCUGUUCCGAAUCCCGGCGAAGUGAACUCCAGUAACUCUUAUUACUGCCACGUCGGCAGUAUCUCAGAUGCUCGGCUUCGAACAACAUUCAGGUUAAUGGUGCAGAUCUUCUCGGAACCUGCAUUCAACAUUUUGCGCACAAAGGAACAGCUUGGAUACAUUGUCUUUUGCUCUGCUUGGCAGUACAUAGAAUUGCUCGGGUUGCGAAUAGUCGUCCAGUCGGAGAAGGAUCCUAAAUACGUGGAGACGCGCAUUGAAGCAUUCCUAGAGCACAUGCGCGAAGUUCUCGAAACGAUGGAUGAUGCGCAAUUUCAAGAGCACAAGAGAAGUCUCGUGCAGCAAUGGACGGAGAAGCUGAAGAACCUGCCAGAAGAGACAGCUCGUUUUUGGAAUCAAAUUGAGUCCGGAUAUCUCGACUUCAUGCGUCGUGAACGUGAUGCCGAGCUUAUUGCGAAUGUGACGAAAGACGAAGUUAUUUCCAUGUACAAGGAGUUCGUUGAUCCUGCCUCGCCAAACCGGUCGAAAUUGUCUAUACAUAUGCGGCCUCAGAAGCCUCCUGCGAUCAAGUUUAGCCAACAAGCUGCAGAGGAGUUCCUUGCCACUUUGCGCAAGGCAAAUGUCUUUGUUGACCAAGAAGAGUAUAAUUCGGUAACGGGAGAUGAACCGCCCGCAGCAAAAGUAAAAGCAUACUGGGAAAGCACGCUUCGCGAGCAGCCGAACGUCAAAGCGGAAGACCUUCUAGCGGAAUUUGACGAACUUGUUCGGAAACAUCCCGCAACUGGACAGGGCCCGGUUGAGCUCAGCCCAGACGUUGUAUCCAUCUCGGAUGGAGCAGCAUUCCGGAACAAACUCGUGCUUUCUGAGCCCGCGAAACCAGUGGGCGAGGAGCAUGAAGUGCAGUCGUCAAGAUUCUGAGCGGUGACUCUGGUCCGCUAAGCCUUGAUCGGUAUUGUCAAGCCCAGCGGGCCGCUCAACGACAUCCGGUGGCUGCUCGAACGUUGCUGUGCACGAUGCGCAAAGACCCGACUCGGUGUUAGGAACAUACGCGCACAUUACAAUCCGUGUACACCCGUUUGUCCUUAUUCCCAUAUUUUAACCCUUGCUUUGUAUUAUCGCUCAAGAAGCAUUGCAUUAUGCGCUGCACAUGUUGAUAAUGGAUAUUGCCCUACGAUAUUAAUCCUUUUUUGCUGUACAUUGUCGACAGGCACACGACUUAAUUUAUAUAAAACGUUUUAGCAUCGC